Miscanthus lutarioriparius is the source of this 846-nucleotide messenger RNA. The record is from the annotation of a GenBank genome assembly. Lineage: Eukaryota; Viridiplantae; Streptophyta; Magnoliopsida; Poales; Poaceae.
AUGGACUUGGUUCCGGCCGAGGUCUCCGCUCCUGCUGAUCCGCGCCUGGUGCUGAGGAAGAGGCUCGGCGAGGAGAUGGAGGCGCUCCGCGGCAUCUUCAGGAAGGCCGAGCUCGUGGUGCGCAAGACUGUCGACAAAGGUCGCGCGGCACCUCGCUGCGGCAAGGACGGGCGUUUCUUGGCCGCAGAAGCCGGAUCAGAGACCAUCGAGGCCAACCGGAUUCCUUGUGACAAGAAAAGGAAGAAGAUGCCACCCGUGGACGUGGAGAUCAUCAAGCCCCGGAUGAUGCAGAUCGAUCGGACUCCAUGUGCCACAAGAAGGAAGGCGAUGCCACUCGUGGAGAACAUCGAGCACCCCCGCAUAUCGAAGGUCGAUCAGGCUCCAUGUGCCAAGAAAAGGAGAACGAUGCCACCCGUGGAGAUCAUCGACACCCUGAUCUCGAAGGCUGAGAUCCUCAGCUUGGUUACCCGACUGUCGUCGCUCUCGUCGAACAUGCCGACGCACAUCGUCGAGUUUCUGGACAAGGAGUGCACCGGUCACGCAGAAGAAAAGGCCGGCAAGAACGAGAUAGAGAUCGAUCUGGGAUCCAUGAGGCGCUCCGCCAUGUUCGCGCUGCAGAAGUUGCUGGACGAGUUUGCUGAAGAAGAGAAGCGUCAACAACAGGAGUCGAUGAACGUGUCCAGGUCCAUUAGUCGCUCAUCGCCGCGUGAACUAGAGGAUGGCGAGUUGAUCGAGGAGGCGCCGCGUGAACUAGAAGCUAGAGGAUGGCGAGUUGAUCGAGGAGGAGGAUUGCGGUGCCAUCACGGAUACAUGCGGCGGCUAUGCCUCUCCCGUAGCAGCAGGUAA